Molecule: messenger RNA, 413 nt
Organism: Aspergillus heteromorphus CBS 117.55
Lineage: Eukaryota; Fungi; Ascomycota; Eurotiomycetes; Eurotiales; Aspergillaceae
Exons: 1
Coding region: 106-372 (88 amino acids)
Source: RefSeq, a predicted model, not a curated record
UGUAUAGUGUUCAGUAGUCAAUGAGACCGAUCCGAUCGAAAACAACGCACUCGGCUCACUCCGAUCGUACAAAGCGGUGCCUUCCAUUUUAGCCCGGCCAUUUCAAUGCAUUAUUAUCCAAAUAUAGGAAAAAAGCCUCCCGUCCCCACUCAUGUUUUCAGUUCCAAGGGGAAAAAGGUAAAAAAAAAAAAAAAAAAAAAAAAAGAGAAAAAAGAAAGGAAAGAAAUGAAAAGGAAAGUAGAAUGGUAUGCAAUAUUCAAGUCAACAAAGGAAAUCAAUCAAUCGUCCGGUGUAUAUAACCAGAAAUGUUUUACAAAGAACGCCGCGAAGCGCCGGCCGGGUCUGUCCGGCCCUGUGUGUCUGCCCAUCUAAAGACCAAAAAGGGAAUCGGCAAGCUGGUUGCCCAGGGGUAU